Messenger RNA from Blepharisma stoltei, 1336 nucleotides. The record is from the annotation of a GenBank genome assembly. Lineage: Eukaryota; Ciliophora; Heterotrichea; Heterotrichida; Blepharismidae.
AUGCUAUAUAUUGUGGCAAUAUUCAAUUAUUGCACAAAAAUCUAUUUGGUUCGCUUAUUUAUUUUUCAUAUUAAUUUUUCUGAUAUGGACGGAGUGACUUGUACAGCCUGCCGAACUACUUUAAACACCCAAGAAGACUGCCGUGAGCAUUAUCGCUCAGAUUUUCAUACCUACAACCUCAAGCGUAAAUUAGUCUCAUUAGACCCAGUCUCUAAAGAAGUUUUUGAAGAGAAAAAGAGAGAAUCUGAUGAAAUUGCGGCAGAACUCAAUUUCAACGUCCACUGCAACUGUUGUGAUAAAACUUUUACCUCAAAAAAGUCUUACAAUAAACACCUAGAAAUUAAAAAAAAAUCCCACGAUUCACGUGUAUUUCAGCCUCAAUCCACUAUCAAUGAUCAGCAAACCUACACUUAGUUAGAUUAUAGAAAAGCUGAGUGUUAUGAUCCUAAGAUCCUUAUUCCCUUCAAUAACGCUCACUCGUCUGCUUUGCCGACAAUAGUCGCACGACCUUAAAUUUUUUGCUUCGACCAGACAUGGGCCUGCAUAUGCUAUUGGUAGUCUGAAAGUUUCGGUCACCGUGCCGUAGCCAAGAAAAUUGGUUCGCCACACCAUUUUUAAUGCAUAUAAUCAACAAACCUGCAUUUUUUGUAAUUUUAGCAGUGAAUCUAUAGAUGGCAACUUAAAACACAUGAUGACCUCCCACGGGUUUUUCAUCCCUGAUAUUGAAUUUGUGAAAGAUCUAGAAGGGCUACUAAAAUAUUUACAAGAUACUGUGAGGAUUGGAUUUAUGUGUCUUUAUUGCAGCUAUGAUGGUCCAAGCGGGUUUAAAACAGCUCAAGCUGCACAGCAGCAUAUGAUAGAUAAGCAGCAUUGUUUUUUAAAUACAGAAACAAAAGAAAGAGAGCUUAGAAAAUAUUAUGAUUGGGGUGAAGAAAACUCGUAUGAGGUCAUUAGUUCAGAGGAUGAACUAAGACCUGAACAUUAUGUCGAUUUAGGGUCUGUGACAUCUGAUACAUCUUAUCAGAGCUCUAUUAUAUCAAAUGGUAUGAGGCUACCAGGAGAAAUAACAAGCAAUGGAGAACUAAGGCUUGAAAAUGGGAAAAUACUUGGGAAUAAGAUGUGGUCGAGGUACUAUAGGCAACAUUAUAGACCUGAACAAAGCAAAAUGCUAUGGAUCCAAGCUGUUAUGGCUGAAAUGUAUAAGACUUUGGCAGUUUAUAACCCAUGGAGAGGGACUGAUGAAAGAAUUCAAAGGAUGCAAGAAGUGCAAAGGAAUUUAUUGCAGCAGGGAAUGAGGAAUAAUAACCACUUGCAUUUCAGAGACCAAAACUUAUAG